AGUGUAGAUUGUCCCACUACCAGAUCCGUAGGUAUGUUUCCGGAAGUGCUAUUAUUGUUUGGGAAUGACUAUAGCGAAGAUUUGUUAUAACUAGACCAAGAUAGACACAGCCUGUUGUUUCCAAUGGGAACAAAUUAGUCACAGUGGGCAGAACAAGGAAAGAGGUGGUUAGAGCCAAUCACGAACUAGCAAGAUCCUAUUGGCGCGUUCUAGCAUUUAUCUGCAUAUUUCCGUUACUUCCCCCUCCUCGCCUUGACGUUCCUUGUAAACAACGUGAUUUAAAAUUUAAAAAAUCGCACAUGGUACACUCUGUUCAUAACAUGAAAUAGUUUGGGGAACAGAAAAUUGUUUUGAGAUCAAAUUUCAUCGACGAGCAAAAUGUCGUUCCAUAUUCUCCCACUAACGGCCAGUAGAUUUCCUGGCACUAUCAUUUUUGGUAGUGAAUGGAAAGGCUAAGCGGAUGCUUUACAUUUUAUACAUCCGGUGAAAUGUCUGUCUCAUUGUUCUAUCUGUGAUUUUAGUGUUGGCUCUGUAACUAUCAAACGCUAGUUACCUAACUGUCAUAAGCUUGCGGUCUUUCAAUGCCUAUGGUAUUUCUUUGUUCGAAUAUCCUCAUACAGUAAAUGCUACAUCUUAUAUCUAGAAAGUAUUACAAUUGUUAUUAGGACCGUCAUUGAAAGAGACAACAUCCAACAGUAGCUAGCCUGCUAACGGUAGCUAGCUAGCUUCCUAGCCUUUUGAUGAGUUGGAUCGUAACACUGACCCACCUGAACAAAAGUACCUAAAUGUUACGAACUCUUAACUGUAGCUAGCUACACAUAGACAGUUUGCUAUGAUGUCUGAAGCCAUCAUAACCUUCCAGUCUCAGCUCUCCGGAGUCAUGGAGACUGUAUUCAAGGCUGCUAUGUACGAGAUCACCAGACUGGUGGACGAUAGCUUCCUGAAGGAGAUGUCCCGCAGCCGGGAGCAGGUCGAGUCACUGAAGAAGCGGCUGCAGUGGUCGGAGAACAGACGCAGGGAUAGGGACAAAGAGCGAGACCGGAGGGGGAAGUGUGCGGACUGUGGGAGAGCUGACGAGGAAGCCGAGGAGAGAAGGUCUGGAACCUCACAGACAGGUGUGGAGAGGGGGCGUGGCCUGAAGCAGGAGGAGUGGAGCAGCUGUGGGGGCGUGGCCAGGGAAACAGCAUUCAAUGAUCUGGAGGAGGCUGAGGCCACCAGCCCUAGGAGAAUCUCUGAGUCCACAGAGGUCGGAGGUCAGAAGCUGGACAGCCUGCUGAAAGAGGAGCCUCUCCACAACACUGAGCUACAGGAGAGAUGGGGCGUCUGCCUGGAUGGGGCCGAUGGUUCAGACAUCUCAGGGCCCAGUAAGAGUUUUAUUCAGCAGGAUCUACAGCGGUGCCAGGAUGACUGGGCUUCUGGUCUAGACCAGCAUCCUGAACCACCUUGCCCCGAGGGAGACCCAGGAGACCCCAGCCAACCUCUCUACCGCCCCCGCUACAGCAUUGAGGAACUGGGGGACGGCUUUGAGAAGUCUGGUUACGGCAGUAGUGGUAGUGGCGACCAUCUUCUAGACAUGGAAGGGCUGGAUAGGCUUCCUGGUUCCCAGUCUCGUCUGGGGGGGCUGAGCUACAGAGCUGCAGGUCACUACCAGGUGGACCUGGGAGGGUCUGAGGGGGGAGACCAUCGCUCCCACAUGCCUCGCUCCCAUCGGAGCCGGAGGGAGCAGGUGGGGUCGCCAAUGCCAUCCCCCCACCCGGAGGUGGGAGACCUGAACUGCCUGUUGAUCAAUGAGGAGGGGUACCUGCAGGACUCCAGCGUCUUGUACCCUGAACACGGUGUCCCAGAGUCAGGUAGUAGAGCCGGCCACAGGGGGCUAACCUCCAUCCACGCUGGAAGCUCAGCCCACAACAACAACACAGACAGCCUGUAUGGUGCUGCUGACGACUUUGGACUCUCUUUAAACCUCAGAGAUCGUUCACAAGAGCAGGUAACAGGAGGAGGGGGGAGGUGUCAUGCCUGCAAUCAGUGCAGCAUGACCUUCCCAGACUCUGGUUCUCUCAAGGUCCACAAGCAGAAACACAAAACAGGGAGAAAGUCGAGUACAGGGUCAGGGUCUGUGCCUCUGUACUCCUGCACCCAGUGCGGUAAGACCUUCACCCAGGCCUGCAACCUCAAGGUCCACCAGCGAGUCCACCAGGCCAAGGGACUCCACCUCUGCAGCCACUGCGGCAAGGGCUUCACCUCCUUCUCCGACCUGAAGAGGCACAAGUGCAGCCAGACCACAGACAAGCCCUACUGCUGCUCCAUCUGUGGGAACAAGUUCAGUCGGCUCUGGAACCUGAAGGUGCAUCAGCGCAUUCACACGCAGGAGAAACCCCACUGCUGCAAUAUGUGUGACAAGAGCUUCACACGGGCAGACAUUUUGAAAGUGCACCUGCGCACCCACACUGGGGAGAGACCGUACUGCUGUUCUGUGUGUGGACUCAGCUUCAAACGACUGGCACAUCUGAAGUCACACCAGCGCAAACACAGGCCAAAUCUCCUGGACUGAUUUUUUUAUUGAUAAUUUUUUUUGUUAUAUAGCAGACACUUACAAUUGCUACAUGAAUCUUCGGACAGCUAGUUUUAUUAUUUUAUUUGACAUUGAGAACAUUUCUUGUGAUCAGUUCUUUAUUAAUAAGGACAUUGAAAAUAUGAACAUGUUUGCUGUGAUCUAGUGUACAUUAAAUUAGGCAGCUCUGCUAUUCUUACAACUUUGCCCAGUCAAAAAGGCGGAACUACUUUUCUAUGAGUUCUGAUCCUUCUAGCCUUGAUUUUCAUUUUUAUAACAUAUACAGUAUUUCACUUUUUAAUAUGUAUAGUUUUUACUAGGUGUUGUCCAAUUAAUUCUGUAACCCUCUUCAAAUCAAGUUUGAUUGGAAAAUGCUGUUCAAAUGAGGACAUGCAUUAUCAAAUCUUUGUACUGAGUUUAAUCUUUGUUUUCAUUUAACAUGCCGUACAAAUGAAGGCAUUUUAAUAAAUUAUUUUCAGAGUG
Messenger RNA from Oncorhynchus kisutch (coho salmon), 3034 nucleotides. RefSeq names its product zinc finger protein 628-like. Gene Ontology annotation, cellular component: nucleus. Gene Ontology annotation, biological process: regulation of transcription by RNA polymerase II. The record is from RefSeq and is a predicted model, not a curated record. Gene Ontology annotation, molecular function: RNA polymerase II cis-regulatory region sequence-specific DNA binding; DNA-binding transcription factor activity. The transcript has 4 exons. Bases 833 to 2551 code for a protein of 572 amino acids. Lineage: Eukaryota; Metazoa; Chordata; Actinopteri; Salmoniformes; Salmonidae.